AUGCCUAUCACCCUCACUACAGCCAAGCAUCCACCGCGCGGAUGGAAACUCCAAAGGGUCGCCGAGGUCGAAGAGCUCUUCGAACAAUCCUGUCCAAAGGAGCAUGACGGCAGCAAAAGGUUGGUCGGGAGCUCAUUUACCAAAGACCUCUUCGACACAUCUUAUAUCUCCGCAUCCGAAAAUGGCUUUGUCUGGGCCGUCUUCCACGCCUACAGUCAACACCACAACCUUGUGCUCCGGCCCGAAGACGUGUGGUUCACCAUUCUGUCACAGCUCAGUUUCUUCGUCAUUGCACAUUCUGAGGAACUACGACAUCUAUUCGUCGCACAUAAGGAUACAGUCCGUCUGGAAGUCAUGACAAACGAUACCUUGGACACUGUGGACUUUGGUGAAAUGGCUAUGCGCUUGACAGAGUUUAUGAAAGAGCGUGUGGUGGAUCCGGAUCUGCGGGACUGGAUCAUGCCAGCUUUUAGCACCACGACUGCGUCUGACGAAGUGGUAGCAGCUAUCAUAAUCAUGGGCUCCAUGCAGAAGUAUUUCUCAUACCAAUUCACUUUACGGUGCGGAAUCCCGUCGGUCACUUUGCUCGGUGAUCGUGAAGACUGA
Molecule: messenger RNA, 606 nt
Organism: Penicillium expansum
Lineage: Eukaryota; Fungi; Ascomycota; Eurotiomycetes; Eurotiales; Aspergillaceae
Product: DUF4419 domain-containing protein
Exons: 1
Coding region: 1-606 (201 amino acids)
Source: RefSeq, a predicted model, not a curated record